Molecule: messenger RNA, 1275 nt
Organism: Echinostoma caproni
Lineage: Eukaryota; Metazoa; Platyhelminthes; Trematoda; Plagiorchiida; Echinostomatidae
Source: the annotation of a GenBank genome assembly
ACACCAGAUGGAAACUGUGAAUCCGAUCAAUUUUUCUGUGGCCGACAACCUCCGCAGAAAUUGGCCAAAGAGUAUAUGCACGAUUUUGAACAGUCUGGUGGUUCAGGCUCUUCCGUCACAAUGAACAAAACGCAGGACAGUCGCAAAAAGUCCCGAAUCCUCUCACACACACUUCGCCUCGGCGCAUACGUGAUGCGCACAAAACGUUUGGAACAGAUAGAUCGGACUGCACCAGGUUACUGUAUUCCAAAAUCACUUCAGUGUGACGGAAUCGUUCACUGUCACAACGCGCGAGAUGAACUACCAAGCUUGCGUAUCGAACCGUCACAAAUCCCGUCGCAUUUGUUGCGUGAUCUGGUUGGCGCGCACCUGGUACCCACGGAUUUACAGAAUGUCGGUUGUGUGACUUAUCGCAUCAGUGACCGCAGGGCACAAACUCGACAAGCCCUGGGCAGUUUCGGUCGAGGACGUAGACUGAAGAACGACUCGUCCGAGCAUACCUGGCCACAGCUUACCGGUCCAGAAUCAACUAUCCUCGUGGUCGGUUGUAUUGGUGUGAUCAUAUUUGUUGGCCUGGUACUUCUUUGCUCCUAUCAUCAAUGCUUCCAUCCCCAACGAUUUCGCGGUCAAAGCUUUUUGCUUCCGAAAAGUUCCUCGCGAAACAAUUCCCUUAUGCCCCAAGCGACUACCUCGGACUACGAGAUUAGCAAACUGAUUAAUAGAAGCCGGAACACAUUACAUCAACCAGGUCAAACCGAGUUUCCUCCUGGCCCGACCGCCCACAUUGCACCGAUUUUCACUCGCACCUAUAAACGUCCGUCUAUCUGGACUCCGGCCAAUCAACAAAGAGUUGUUGUUCGCAGUGUCACACGAUCCACGCUGAACAGCACAUUAGAAUCGUAUCAAAGUUCCACAAUCGGUCAGUUGUUGCCAAACCAAGCCAAACCCACAUUGAUUUGUCGCUCGAAACAGCCGGAUUUCGGUCCUAUCUGCUUGCGUCCAGCACCGCAGCAAAACAAACUCACGCGUUCCAGCUCGAUGGAAUUGGAUCACACCCCGUAUAUAGUAUCAGACUUGGAAUUCACCGAAUGGAUUGAUCCUGUUCAUCACUCGGCUCGUCGACAGCAUCACCAUGGCCAUCAUCAGCAUCACUGUCCGGAAGAACAGGUCAGAUUGUGUAAUAAAAUUAAGCAGAAAUGUCCAAAACAAAAAGAAUUUGGCCAAAUUCCGAAUAAAUCAACAAGUGAGAAACUGGGUGGUAAGCUUCGUGCUUGA